AUGGUCAAAUGGGCGCAGCUUUUUGGAUCGCGGCGAGAGAGGGAUGCACCGCAUCUUCGAGAUGAGAUGCGAAGGCUGUUACCUGCCCAUAGCAAUGACCUCCCAGCCUCCGCGUUUCCUGCCAAAGAAGUGACCAAGGUUGCUCUCCGGUUAAAGUACCAGAUUGAAGAAGUCAUUCCCAUCGAGCUUCCCGAGGAGAAGAUCACCGCAGCUAAUAGCGGGGUCAUCACGAAACAGGUAGUCAAGACUGCCAAAGAAGCUGGAGGCACCGAAUACGCCGCCGCGGUAGUCUACUGUCUACUCGUCUGUAAACGUUGGUUCAAGAGACAGGCAUUCCUUGAAUUAUGGGACGCAGACUUGCAUGAUGUUCGCGCGGUCGCCUGCGAGAUCAUAGCGAAGCGUAUCAUUGAAGGAGAAGAAAAUCAGGAGUACCUUCUCAAAGAGGUGCUGCUGCAGCGAUACUCAGUCAUGCGUGACGGCGAGGAAACGGCUUCAGCCAACGUGAUUGAGAGAGCUGUUGAUCUGCAUGCUCUGACAGUCAUCGGUUCCUCUGGCUACCAGAAAUGUAUCAAGCACCUAUGGCGUGGUUGGAUCCAUCAGGACGACAAGGACGCUGGAAAUUUUGUCUUCUACAGAGAGCGGGACAACACCAGCUAUUGGGCUCAUCUCAACCCUGAUCGAAUGCGUUGUCCGCUUUAUCAGAACACUGUCCAAAUAUCCAUCUCCUUGAUCUACUUGGGAAUGUACACGGGGGCAGUAAACACCAUCAAUGAAGAUGGAGAUCUGGAUGUUGUGGAAGGCAUUCUCUAUAUCAUGACGCUGGGAUUCAUUUGCGACGAGGUGGCCAAAUUCUGGAAAGUUGGAAUUUAUUACUUCGGCUUCUGGAACGCAUUCAAUAAUGUCCUCUACUCAUUACUCACGGCUUCGUUCGUCAUUCGAAUUAUCGCGCUUGCACAUUCACCAGACGAAGAUGACGAGCGAAGAAGAGAGCUUAAUAGGCUCGGCUACCAUAUCUUUGCCGUGUCCGCACCCAUGGUUUGGAGUCGCUUACUUUUGUAUCUCGACACAUUCCGGUUCUUUGGGGCCAUGUUGGUUGUUCUCAAGGUCAUGAUGCGGGAGUCAUUGAUCUUCUUCGCCUUACUGAUCGUGGUCUGCGUUGGCUUCUUGCAAGCCUUCAUUGGUCUGAACCAAGUGGAAGGUAACUCGUCUAUCACAACAUUCAUCAUCACCGCCAUGGCCAACUCGGUGAUGCAAUCCCCGGAGUUCGAUGGUUUUGAUGAUUACGCACACCCCUUCGGAUUGAUUCUGUACUACAUUUUCACAUUCGUGGUCAUGGUCAUUCUGCUGAACAUCUUGAUCGCACUCUACAACAGCGCGUACGAAGACAUCACGGAGAACGCGAUUGAUGAGUACAUGGCGAUGUUCGCGCAGAAGACGAUGCAAUUUACACGUGCACCCGAUGAGAACGUAUUCAUUGCUCCCUUCAACCUGAUCGAGCUCUUCUUCCUUGUCAUCCCCUUCGAAUGGUGGAUGGACGCACAUAAGUAUGAGCGACUGAACAACUAUGUCAUGGGUGUCAUCUAUUCGCCAUUAUUGUUGAUCACGGCGGCGUUCGAAGCCCGCGAGGCACAUACAGUUCGAAACAAUCGCAAGCGAGGCGAAGAGGACGAUGACACUGUAGAAGAGUGGGAAGAGCUCGACGGCGAAAUCGACUACGCGGCGGACGGUUGGGACGAGAAGGUCCGCAAGACCAAACCGAUUGUCGACGUCGACGCAGAUGUGGUAGAGAUUCGGGAGCUCAAGAGCGAGGUCGCGGAACUAAAGAGGAUGAUUCGAGCGUUGAGUCCUGACUCUUGA
Exophiala aquamarina CBS 119918 is the source of this 1857-nucleotide messenger RNA. RefSeq lists its product as uncharacterized. Gene Ontology annotation, cellular component: membrane. Gene Ontology annotation, biological process: monoatomic ion transport; transmembrane transport. The coding region runs from base 1 to 1857 and encodes 618 amino acids. The transcript is spliced from 2 exons. The record is from RefSeq and is a predicted model, not a curated record. NCBI's taxonomy places the organism in Eukaryota, Fungi, Ascomycota, Eurotiomycetes, Chaetothyriales, Herpotrichiellaceae. Gene Ontology annotation, molecular function: monoatomic ion channel activity.